GGACAAUAGUACAACUACCUUAAACUGCUAUUGAAGUUAAUUCGUUAAUCGCAUUAAAAAUACAUCACCUUUAAACUUAAAAGUAAUUUAAUUACUUAAUUUAAGUGUAUUAACUAUGAUCGUAAUAGCCAAAAGACCCUCCAUAGUCAAAAGCAUAGAUUAUACACUUAAUAUAUUCGAGGUCAAAAGUUAAGAACUGCAAUGCCUCGAAAACCUUGUUACUGGACGCGUAAACUAGAAUUACAAUUGAUUGAUUUCGUGCAUCAAAGAGACUUCGUAUGGAAACCAGUAGGAAAUACUAACCACGAUAUUCAGAAAAAGUAUAGGGCUUAUGCGGAGUUCGCCGCUAAAUUGGGUCGAGGAUUUACAGCACGAUCUGUAAGAGACAGGUGGGUGAACAUAAGAAGCACAUUCAAUCACAACUUGCGUCGAGUAGAAAAAUCUAUGAAAGUAGCUAAAUCGUCAGCAGAAAUCUAUGUUCCAUGCUGGCCAUUGUGGAAACCUCUACAAUUCUUGAAGGAGAUAUCCAAGAAAGAACCCAACAAUAUAGAGAACUUUACUACUGCAGAAAAUUAUAGUGAGGAAAUUAAUGAUGCCAUUAAAAGAGAAUGCGCUGUGAAUAAUGAUCUGGAAAUUAAAAUUCGACAACGAAGUCAAAGAAGUGAUAGACCUAGGAGAAAGAAAGUGAAAACUCUUAAUAAGAAUGGUAGUAAAUGUAUGAGGAUAAUUGAUGAUCUUGUGAAAGCUGUGAAUCCUCUUGCAAAUGCUGUAGGGAAGACAGAAGAUGAAAGAUAUUGGUUUUUCGGUAAACACGUUACAGAACAACUCAACACUAUGAGGACAAAUGAUGCAGAAUGUGCUUGUCAAGAGAUAAUGACAUUAUUGGACGAGUGGCCAUUGUGUGAUGAUCCUUAAAAAGAUCUAUCAUUGGCACAUACAUUUUCUUCAACCGAGCAUACCAAGCUACCAGCAGGUCCAAAGCAAGAAAUGAUUUGUUGGAGAGGAAAAUUUUUGGCAAAGUAUUCUGACUAGGUCUAUACUUUCACAUGACAUAAAGUGUGUAAUCCAUCCUAGAGUAAAACAUUAACUCAUUUACCAUGAAUGAUCUGCUAAGAGUAUGUUGAUUCCAUGCUGAUUGAAGUGAGUAAACACAUGCAGAUUGAUUACAAAGCAUUGGCCUUAGAUUCAGAAUCCUCCAUGAAGAUUUUAGCUAUAUAGAAAAAACAAACUGGUAAUAUGUUAGAGCUACAUAUGGAACAGGUACGUGGUAUUCAUUUAGCUUCCUCAUUACUAUUUCAAUGCAGCUGUCAAAAUGCAUGUUUAAAAAGGGGAUGACUUUGUGAUGUCUGAAUUUAAAAUAAGUUUCACUUUGUCACUGCGAGAGUUGCACUCGUAAUGUUGACAGCACAUCUGCAACGUGUCUAGCUGGCUUUUACAUUGACGUCAUAUUGACAUGCAAUUGGCCACCAGUCACCGUCCUACUACAGCCAACUAACCCAUAGGACACAUCACACUGAGUUUCUUGCUGGAUCUUCUCAGUGGGUCACGAUUCUGAUCCGGUGGUAGAUUCGGUGAAGCACUGCUUUUGCUAGGGUCAGUGUUUUGUAAAUGGAAAAAUGCUAGACUUUGGUGGUGAUAAUCCUAAAAAUGUGCUAGAUCAAGUCUUAACAUGCUAAUAAAAAUGACAAACGCCAAGUCUUGUUUAUUGAAUGAAUUAAAAACGAAAAUAAUUGCAAGUAGGUAAGUAGUGUAAUUAAAAACGCAGUACAAUUUUAUUGUAUAUUUAAUCAUGAAGAUAAAUCAAAUAAUAUUUGUAGAUCAAUAUCAUCAUCGUCGUGAGCUUGUGCUUGUGAUGUUGAAGGGCCAACUUCAAAAUCAAUAGUCAUUGGCGUCACAAUCGACUCUUUAACCCCUUUAAUCUGUUUUAGGACAUCUGCGGCAAUGUUAUAGGAAUGACAACAUUUUAAGGCCAUCUCUGAUGUAUGGAACCGAGUUCAAUGUAUAUAGUGACAUACUGCGACUGUCAGUGAAAGCCCCAUCAAAAUCUUUCCAGCCACUCCAGAGAUUAGCCGGAACAAACAGACAGACAACAAAUGUUAUUUUGGUGUAUGUACCGUACAUAUAUGCAUGUAGUAAGAACCGGUUAUUUUAAUAUUACAAACAGACACUCCAAUUUUAUUUAUAUGUAUAGAUAUAUUAAUUUAAUAUAUUAUAUUCAUAUAUAAUUAAUAAUAAUUAUAUCAAUAUAUUAAUAAAUAAAUCAUCUAGUAAUGACGCAAA
Molecule: messenger RNA, 2280 nt
Organism: Bombyx mori (domestic silkworm)
Lineage: Eukaryota; Metazoa; Arthropoda; Insecta; Lepidoptera; Bombycidae
Exons: 3
Coding region: 202-915 (237 amino acids)
Source: RefSeq, a predicted model, not a curated record